UGCAUCAUUGGACUGAUGGAUGGAAUUGCCCUGUCAGGAAAAGAGGUCCGAAUGUCCGAGCAGAACGGCACCCAGGAUGGCGAGGAGAAGGGCCAGCACAGCCUCUCGAUGCCCUUCCUGAUGGUGCUGGUCUUCUUCGCCAUGGGCCUGGUGGGAUUCCUCAUCUGCCACAUCCUCAAGAAGAAGGGCUAUCGCUGCCGUACCUUCCGCGAUGAGCUUGACUUGGACCACAAGGAGUCGCUGACCCAGCUGGACGAUGAUGAGGAUGAGGAGAUGAAUGAGGACACAGUGGAGAAGAUAGUGAAGUGUAUCAUUCAGAAUGAAGCAAACGUGGAGGUCCUGAAGGAGAUGCUAGGGGAAGGUGAUCGUGAGCUGCAAAUACCUUUGCCAGUAGCUAUGCCCAGCCUCUGUCCCCAUCGCAACAGCCAAGAUGGGGGCGUGCCCCACCACCACACAGUGCACCUGGGCUCGACACAAGCUCCAUGCAUGCUCUGCAGUAAGAAGAAGAGGCACCCACUGCAUCGCCAGAGCCGUUCCAGGGAGGGCAAAAGCAAGAUGCACCCCGGAGAGACCACUGUCUUCUCUGUCGGCAGAUUCCAUGUCACCCAUAUUGGGAAGAAACCUGCUUCCCAUGAAUCAAAGGAAGAGACCCUUCCUGAUAGCAAGCAAGAUCUUGGCUCUGGUGAUUUAGACCAUGAGACUCGGGAGGGGUCUCUGAACGGAAUAGUUCCCAUGGAUCAUCUUCAGGAUGGAGGAUUCCAGGAGGCUGCAGGUGCUCAGAGUGACAGAGAACCAAAGGAAGCCUGUAAAGAUGAGUCCACUCAAGGAAAGAAUCUCUUGAAUCCAGCAAUCAAUUUAGAUGUUCCCAAGAAUGGACUGGAGAGGAAAAAACACCCUAAGUCAGGCUCACUGCAAGAGGUAGACCUCCUAGGUACUGCCACAAGCAACACAUGUGACCAAAAGUUUUUGUGUCCUGCAGAGCUGUUUGUCUCAGAAGACCUGGACAAGAUGGAGAAGCUGGCUAAGAAAGCUCAUUCUUCUGAGAAUGUGGGUGUUCAAAGGGCAUCUAAAGACAUAUCAGGAAAUGAAAGGAGUAAAGUUCUUCGAGGAAGAUCUAGUCUAGAUCUAUCUGGAAAUGAGGUCAAUAGAAUACUAAACAUACAACAACAGGAGCAGAGCUUGACGGUGCAAGACCCAGGAGUAUCUGUGUGA
Heteronotia binoei (common prickly gecko) is the source of this 1212-nucleotide messenger RNA. It is a transcript of the gene RELL2, whose product is annotated as RELT like 2. Lineage: Eukaryota; Metazoa; Chordata; Lepidosauria; Squamata; Gekkonidae. Gene Ontology annotation, biological process: positive regulation of p38MAPK cascade; positive regulation of cell-substrate adhesion. The transcript has 7 exons. The record is from RefSeq and is a predicted model, not a curated record. The coding region runs from base 16 to 1212 and encodes 398 amino acids.